Diversispora eburnea is the source of this 4812-nucleotide messenger RNA. The record is from the annotation of a GenBank genome assembly. Lineage: Eukaryota; Fungi; Glomeromycota; Glomeromycetes; Diversisporales; Diversisporaceae.
AUGUCAACGGGACUAUUGUUGCAUUUGGAGAUUUUAAUUCUGAUAAAUAAUUUAAUAGUAUUAAGUGCUGAUCAAACAACAAUAAGUAUUUAUCUAUGGGAUCAUGAUAGUUAUAAGUAUGAAUUAGAACCAUCAUUGAAUAUAACAAUAUCAACAGAUGGAUCAAAUCCCGGAUUUUUAAUUACUAAUGUAUUACCAGGAGAUUAUAAUUAUGAUGGAUAUUUGGAUUUAUUAAUUAUGGGACAAGAAGAUCCUACUGAUCAAGAUGCGGCAAACUAUAUGCGCGUUUAUAUGGGAUAUUCCAAUAAUACAUUUAUUCCGGAAUCAACAGUACAACAACCAAUUCCUUUAGAUUAUUAUGGAACGAUGAAAGUUGAUUUACUUGGACAUUCAUUUGAUAAUAGUUCAUAUAUUUCAGUAUGGAAAAAUAUAUUCAAUGAGACAAAUUCUACCUUAUUUGAAGUAGUUCCCAUGUCCACAAAUACAACAGACACCACAACGAUACCUAAUUGUACAUUAGCAGAUCCACACUCUAAUGCAUUUAUAGACUUUAAUGGAGAUUGUUUAGCUGAUUUAUUUCUCACUUGCAAUGAUAGUUCAUCAUUGACAUAUCAAAUAUGGAUAAAUACCAAAGGAGAGUUUCAAUUUAGUCAAUCUGGAGAUUUACCCGAAGGAACUGGACAAAUAUCAUUCGCUGAUAUUGAUGGAGAUGGUGCAAUUGAUAUGUUAUUUCCAGUAUGUCCAACUAAUGAAUCAACAUGUAAAAUACACAUUGCAUAUAAUGUUCAAAUUCCAUUAUGUGGAAGUUCUGACACGAAUUGUCGUAGUUCACAAGAUUUAUGUAUUGCUGAUGAUAAAUUUCAUUUUAAUUUAACUGAUUCUGAUUCAAAUGAUGCUUAUGUUAUAUUGGAUUUAUCAUCUCAAUUACCUGAAGGUGAAAAAAUAUUAACUCUGGAUACGGAUUUCAAAGGAACUUUACCUGUUCCAAUUAGAAUAGGAGAUUAUAAUCUUGAUGGAUAUCCGGAUAUACUUGUCGUUACAUAUUCCUCGUCUUCAUCACAUGUUACAUUAUUAGAAUCAUUUUUAUGUACAACUAGUUAUUGUGAUCAGGCAGCUGUUACUGCAAAAAGACGGACAUUUAAACAAGUUUCAGAUGGUGCUUCAGCUUUAAUUCUCAAAUCUGAUUCCGGUUCAUCACGAAAAAUUCAAAUGAUAGCCAAUAAUUACUUUGUCGAUGCAUUCUUCUUAAAAGCUCUUAUUGCUCAAUAUCCCCAAAGUGCAUAUCAUGCAUUAAUUACACCUUAUUCAUUAUUUGGUCUGGGUCGUACAAAUAAUUAUAUUGAAUUAUUCUUUGCUGGAUCUACAAGGAAUCAGACUAGUCAUUAUACAACAUAUUCUGGAGUUAUACCAAACUCUCAACUUAUUAUUGUCCCUUAUCAACCUCCAGAUGUUUACGAUACAUCGACAUGGUCAUUGGAAUUAUACAUUCAUCCUGGGGUUUGGGUUCCUUGGGUAUUACUUGUUUUAGUUAUUUCAACUAUUGUAAUGGUUGAUUCGAAAUAUUAUAAACUCGAUGAUAAAACUAUCCUCUCUGUAAAAAUCCCUCAAGAUGUAAUUACUAAAUGGUUUGAAGGGAAACGUCGUAAAAUUUCUUUGUUUAUUUGUCUUGAUAUUUCAGGUUCGAUGUGCGGUCCUCCACUUUCUCAAGCAAAGACUGCAAUCUUGAAAUUACUGGAAGAAUUAUUUUCUCGAGAAAUUCUUAUUGAGAAAGAUGUUACUUGUAUGUUUUUUGACACUGCUUGUGAUGUAGUAAGAUUUGCUGAUGAUCCCAAUAUGCUUUGGAAAAAUGGUGCCAUAAGGUCAUACUUUGAUACUGUUAAUGUUCGAGGAGGAACCCAAUUUGCCUGUGUAUUCAAUUCAAUUAUUGAUAAUUUAAAGAAAAUCGGUGGUGAUAGUGAUUUAGCUAUUAUUUUCUUUACUGAUGGACUAAGUUCACAUGGUGAAGAGUUUGAACAAAGUAAAUCGAAAUUAUCUAAAUCUUUGUUAGAAACUUCUUUUAAGACUGAAAUUCAUACCUGUGGCUCAAAAGAAGGAAACUUCCAAUACGUGGAAUCAUCUGAAGAUAUUCCUGGUACAAUGGAAACAACCUUGGGAUUAUUAGAAAUAAGUGAUAAAAAUCUCUAUCUAAAAAUCGGUGACAACCAAAUAUUACAAACUUAUUUUGAUAAUGAAGGAUUAGGAACUAUAGUUCUUACGGGCGAUUUGGAAACUAAAAUUGAUAAAAUCACAAUAUUAAAAGAUAACCAAAUUGUUGAUAUUGCGGAUGCUGAUAAAUAUGAAAUUUCUUUACCCCCACGUCAAAUUUUUAAUGAUGAUCCGACAUCAGUUUUAAUGUUAAUUCCUUUCAUUCAAAUUGAGAUUACAAGAUUGUCAAAUGAAAUUAUUAAUGAUGAUGAUAAUCAAGAAAUCGAGAAGAAACAAAAAUUUAACGAAAUAACUAAAUUAGCGAAUAAGUAUGAAGAUCAAUUGAACGUUAUUUUACAAAAUACUUAUAAAUCAAGAACUGCUAUGCGAAGAACAAUCAUACAACAAAUUUUUGAAGUCAAAUCUACAAUUAAUCAUUUCAAGUCUAUUUUAUCCGAAGCAUUAAAAGGAACCUUAACAAAUGAAAAAAUCGCAAGUUUCAAUAAUAUAGCAUAUAAAAACAUUACCAAACAAAGAUUAAGAACCAAACUUGACAAUCGUGCGGUCAAAAACAUUGAUAAAAUGGAAGAUAUUGAAAAAAAGAUUAUGCAAACUGUUGAUUCUAUGGAUUUUGAUCAAAUGGAAAAAGAAGAGACUGAAGAGAAUUUGACAACUUUCAUAUGUUCUUUAAGCACCGAUAAUUAUAUUGAAGCGAUGAAAGAGGGUGAAUGUAUUUGUUUGACUCUUGAUAUUUCGAGAUCACAAGCCGCCAUAGCAGAUCCUUCACAAAUUAAGAUCAAUAAAAUUAAUCAAUCUUUAUUAAGUUCAACCGCGUUUUUUGAUUCAGUAAAAUAUGCUUUAGAUCAAGGAAAUGUAUCAGCUGAAGAGAUACAUGGAGGAUUUCGACUUGAUAUCGUUGGUGCAAAAGCGGUUGAAGGAAUGGCACGUGAAAGUAUCACAGGGAUUCUUCCUUUGUAUAUAAAUGAAAAACAUUGGUCUAUCGCAAAAGAAAAAAUGAAGCCAAUAUUAGGUUAUAUGACAACACUCGAUAUAUUUGGUUACUCUUAUUCGCAAAUUACAACUGUACCUUUCUUAAUUCUCUCUAAAGCACUUUCCGAUACCUCAACUGAAUUUCGUCGACGUCAAUUCAAAUUAAUUUUCGAAACUUGUGAUGCAAUUUACAAACAAUCUAAUUAUUUACAUGAUGAUAAUAAAAAAUUAUUCGAAGAUUAUUUGAAAUCCCCUUUAAAUCGCACAAUUGAUAUUGUUCCCAAUUGCAUGGUAUAUCUUGGUCAUCUAUUAUGUGCAUUAAAAUGUAAAGACGUUAAUUUACCAGAUUUACAAAGAUGGUUGAAUGAUGGAUUAAUUGAAUAUUUGAUAGAAGAAACGAUUCGUAGAAAAUUUAAUAAAUUAAAAAGCUCAGAAAUUAUAAAAGAAAUGGAUGUUUCCAAAGUAUUCAGAAUUGAUAAGAAAAAAUAUAUCGAAGAUCCGGUAGAUGAAUUUAAAAUAAAUUAUGAAGAAUAUUUCAAAGCAUUAUUAAAUUCAGAUAAAAGUUCUAACCUUCGUUAUUCAAACGCUGCAAAACUGGCUUUGUUACAAGAGAACUUGGCAGAAAUUUCGAAUUUAAAUUUAGCAGAUUCAAAUGUAAUAGAUUCAAAAGAGAAUUCAGAAGAAUCGAUGGUUCCUCCUAAUAUUAAAAUUCAACUAUAUGACCCUGAAACUUUUCGAGUUUCCAAUUUUAUCAUUGAAAAGAUUAAAGAUAUAGUUGUAGAAUCUGUAGAAAUCAUUUUAAGAUUUAAAAAGAUUUUUGAAUAUCUUAUUGACAAUAAUGAUAAUAACGAUUCUAUGGAUUCUAUGUUUGAAUCUCUUUUGAAAAAACAAGAAUUUCAUUUCUUUGAAGAUCAAUCAACGUUAGCUAACUCAUUUUUCGGUAAAUAUUCUCCCAAGACACUAUUAGCAACAUUUUUUCAAUCUUAUCAACAUCGUCAAAAUCAUGAACGUCGUAAUGCGAUUAUCUCUGAAUCUAACAAAUCAAAAUAUUUUGAUCCAUUUUCUGAUAAAACUGCCGAAUCUAUAAUUGAGUUUUAUUUUAAUGAAUAUAUAAAUACCAAUUUGCAAAUUAAAUCUUUGGAAAUAGUCAAAGGCUAUGAAAAUGAAAAGGAAAAUGCAAUUGGAUUAUUAUUUUGGAACUUGAAAACAGAAGAAGAAGCUGCUGGAUUAUUAUUAACAGAUGUAAAAUAUCGAGGACAUAAAUUAUUUGGUCAAGUACUUAAGGCAUUACAAAGGAAUUCAUUGAAUUCACCCAAAGAAAAAAUUAUGAUGGUGUUAAAAGGAAAAUGGAAAGGUAUCCGAUUAUUUUUUGAUGAACCAAAAAAUCCCGAAGAUCCCGAAAGAUUAGCAAGAUUUAUUAGUAAUGAUGAUUGGCAUCCUUCAAGACGUACAAUUUAUCGUAUCAUGAAAGCUCAAAGAAAUCAAAUACCACAAAUAGAAUGGUGGAUUGAAUUAUUUCCAAAGUAUAAAGAAUACUUUGAACUUCAAUUUAAUGAUGAAUUAAUAAGGAAAAUAUUAAAUGAAAAAUAUGAAGCGAGACAAGAGAAACGUAAAAAUAAUUUAAAGUCGUCUUCAUAA